AUGCAGCACGUCCCAGAGUCACGUCAACAGACCUUCGAGGAGAUCUAUGGACCCCCGGAGAACUUCCUUGAAAUUGAGGUCCGUAACCCUCAAACACAUGGCACAUCACGAAAUAUGUACACUUCAUACGAGAUCGUCUGCCGGACCAAUAUUCCUGCCUUUAAGCUAAAGCACUCUGUUGUGCGCCGCCGCUACUCGGAUUUUGAGUACUUCCGUGAUAUCCUCGAGCGAGAGAGUACGCGCGUUACUAUCCCGCCAUUGCCCGGAAAGGUCUUCACAAACCGAUUUAGCGAUGAUGUCAUUGAGCACCGUCGUGAGGGACUCCAGCGAUUCUUGCAGAUUGUAGCGGGACAUCCGUUGUUGCAGACAGGGAGCAAGGUGCUGGCUAGCUUCAUACAAGGUGGGCUCCUUCUUUUGGCUUUCUUGCUUUACGUUUCUGUCUUUCCCGGGGAACCUCUGGUUCAAUUGCCUUUGAAUUAUAAGGGCUUGUUUAUGGUCGUCAUUUACUAA
Messenger RNA from Penicillium malachiteum, 510 nucleotides. RefSeq names its product sorting nexin-3. Gene Ontology annotation, cellular component: early endosome membrane; retromer complex. Gene Ontology annotation, biological process: endocytic recycling; late endosome to Golgi transport. Gene Ontology annotation, molecular function: phosphatidylinositol-3-phosphate binding. The transcript has 2 exons. The coding region runs from base 1 to 510 and encodes 169 amino acids. Lineage: Eukaryota; Fungi; Ascomycota; Eurotiomycetes; Eurotiales; Aspergillaceae. The record is from RefSeq and is a predicted model, not a curated record.